CGCUAGCUGGACUGGUUGCCUCUUUUGGUAAUGGUGUUUUUCUUUACACUUUUAAUAGUUGACGACGCCUUCCGCUUUUUUGCGCUAUCUCCAGUACUCGGCAGCACUUUGAAAAAGCUGUCGAGUCGCUUUUGCAAUUGCGUGCUUUUAGAUUUCUUCAAUCGCAUAAUGGCCGAGAGCACUCGAUCUUCUUGAAAGCCAUGCUUCUUGACAAGAAAGUCAUCUUCAUCGAUUACGUGAAAUGGGCGCCACACGAACACCGUAUAUGUUUUCACGCUCAAGUCUCCAAAGAUGCAGUCGCCGCAUUCUGCGACGCGUUGCAAAAUGGUCACGACAACAACAUCGCUAUGCAGCUGAUUCUGAGAUGGAUCAUUAUUUAUGCCUUCUCCCAGACAUGGCCGAUUUGUUUUUCUCAAUGCUCAACGCCUUCCUCUUCUCGAUGCUCAGCGCCUUCGGCUUCUCAAUACUAGCCGCAUUCCUCCUCUCGAUACUCCGCGUCCACUUCCUCUCCACACUUCUUGGUUUCGGCUUCUUCACACUUGGUACUCGUCGCUUUUCAUUUCGUAUUUCUCGAGUCCGUCCGAGACGCGACGCGAAAUCGACUUUUCUAGCGAAUUUCGAUGCCAAUGGGACAUCCUCUGACGACGCCGUUGAUUUCCAUCUCAUGGGAGGUCGAACAGCUGCUUUGAGUUGCUCUCCUUUGUUUUUUCUUUUCGUUGGGCUUUUAGCAGGACUAACGGAUCGUGUUUCAUUUUUCGGACUCGACGGUAACGACGGCGGCAAGAUUUUCUUCCUGAUUGGCGAUUUGUUCUGUUUUGUUGGGCGAUUGCAGUAAAAUAGAGCUGGGGGACAGUCAAAUUCAAGCUAUACACUCGGUGAAUAAAUCAAGCGUUACUUAAACCACGAAGUAUUCACUUUUGCAUUUAACGGCGGAGGACUGUUCUCGACAUCGUCAACAGUUGGCUCUGGGUCCGAUAUCCGCUCUGGGU
Molecule: messenger RNA, 989 nt
Organism: Plasmopara halstedii
Lineage: Eukaryota; Oomycota; Peronosporomycetes; Peronosporales; Peronosporaceae
Source: RefSeq, a predicted model, not a curated record